CCCAGAACUCGACCCUUCACAACUUCCCGACACGGAAACAAAAUCCACACUUUACCUCAAGCGCUCCCACGACCUUUCUGCUCUACCGUUUCUGCUCGUAACGCUCGACACCAAUGCCCAUCUGCAUUGAAUGCCGCUACCCCGUCAAAACGCUCUACACCGAAUACAGCAAAGCCGAUGACCGCUCGCUGGGCAAAGGCGUGCGGUUGACACAGUGCCCGCGUUGCAAACGGUUUGCAGAUAAAUACGUCGAGCAUGAUUUUGUCGUGCUUUUCAUCGAUUUGGUGUUGAUAAAGCCGCAGGUAUAUAGGCAUUUACUGUUCAAUAGGCUAGGGCGGGAUGAUGAUAAAUUCGAUCGUUCGAUCGUACGACUGGGGAUCCUACUCCUCCUCUUCGACGUCUACCUCACGUGGGCGCGCAUCGAGAAGCUCUCCCUCCCACUCAUCGCGCCUCACCGCUCCUCACACGCGUCCCCAUCCAACGCGACCGCUGGCUCACCCUCCGCCGUCCGAGCGCAGGAAGUGGCCACGAACGCUGCGCGCCUCCAAGCGCAACCGCUCAUACUCCAAUAUUUAUUUUUCCUCCUGCUAGUUACUAGCAGUACGCUUUCGUUCCACAUGCCGAUCCGACUGCUGUGCUCUAUAAAUCCAGAUCGCGCCGUUCCUGCCGGUCUCCCACGAAAGGUCUGGAAGACCCUAAUACCACACUACCCGCAUCCGACGCCUCUCAGCACAGCGCUGCUCGUAUCAUCAUGCACGAAGCUAUUCCCUAUACUGCUCAUAAUAUGGGAUUAUGAUCUACCGAGUUCUGCAACAGCGGUGAGCUGGGCGGUCAUUGUGAAUAAUGUGGCGGCGCUGGAGAUAUUGAUGGACUCUGGAUAUUUGAGAGCCGGGGUGUUGGUUGGGGUGGGCGCGGGAUUGAGAAGCCUUGUAGCGAGUUUCGUUCUGAAGAGCGUUGGGCUCGGGACGGGCACUGGGGAGUGGCAUUCUCUAAUAGGAGUUUGGAGAGAGCUUGAAGGGUGGGUGGGCAGUGUGCUUUGGAGGCCGUAACAAACGGCUUGCUAGAUACCCAUUAUAACAUUUGACG
This is a messenger RNA of Trematosphaeria pertusa, 1086 nucleotides long. Its product is annotated as Arv1-like protein. The transcript is spliced from 3 exons. Gene Ontology annotation, cellular component: Golgi apparatus; cortical endoplasmic reticulum. Gene Ontology annotation, biological process: sphingolipid metabolic process; sterol metabolic process; intracellular sterol transport. The record is from RefSeq and is a predicted model, not a curated record. The coding region runs from base 114 to 1049 and encodes 311 amino acids. Lineage: Eukaryota; Fungi; Ascomycota; Dothideomycetes; Pleosporales; Trematosphaeriaceae.